Messenger RNA from Sporothrix brasiliensis 5110, 1185 nucleotides. Its product is annotated as branched-chain amino acid aminotransferase. Gene Ontology annotation, biological process: branched-chain amino acid metabolic process. The transcript has a single exon. Gene Ontology annotation, molecular function: branched-chain-amino-acid:2-oxoglutarate transaminase activity. The record is from RefSeq and is a predicted model, not a curated record. Bases 1 to 1185 code for a protein of 394 amino acids. NCBI's taxonomy places the organism in Eukaryota, Fungi, Ascomycota, Sordariomycetes, Ophiostomatales, Ophiostomataceae.
AUGUCGUUCCCACCGCCGCCUGUCGACACCAUUGACUGGUCCAAUGUCGGCUUCCGCGUCCGCGAAGUCAAUGGCCACGUCGAGUCGCACUACUCCAAGGCCACUGGCAGCUGGUCCAAGCCCGUCUUUGUCACCGACCCCUACAUUCGCAUCCACGGCAUGGCCCCCGCCCUCAACUACGGCCAGCAGGCCUACGAGGGCCUCAAGGCCUUCCGCACGCCGGGCGACAAGGGCAUCCAGAUUUUCCGCCCGGACCGCAACGCCGCCCGUCUGCAGCACUCUGCCGAGGUCAUAUCGGUCCCGCCCGUCCCCGAGAACAUCUUCCUGGAUGCCGUGCAUGCUGCCGUGGCCCGCAACGCCGACUUUGUGCCGCCGCACGCCACCGGCGCCGCAAUGUACAUCCGCCCGCAGGUCUUUGGCUCCAGCGCCCAGCUGGGCCUGAGCCCGCCCGAGGAGUACACGUUCUGCGUCUACGUCCUGCCCACCGGCGUCUACCACGGCACCAACCCCGUCAAGGCCCUGAUCCUCGAGGACUUUGACCGCGCCGCCCCCAACGGCACGGGCAACGCCAAGGUCGGCGGCAACUACGCUCCCGUCCUGCGUUGGAGCGAGAAGGCCUACAAGGCCGGCUACGGCAUCACCCUGCACCUCGACAGCUCGCGCCACGAGGAGAUUGACGAGUUCUCGACGAGCGGCUUCCUCGGCGUCAAGAAGGGCGCUUCCGAGGACGACAUCACCAUUGUGACCCCCGACUCGCACUCCGUCAUCGACAGCGUAACCAGCGACAGCGUCCAGCAGCUGGCCCGGAGCUUUGGCUGGAAGGUCGAGCGCCGUGUCAUCAAGUACUCGGAACUGCCGACCUUCACCGAGGUCUUUGCCGCCGGCACGGCCGCCGCCCUCGUGCCCAUCCGCUCCAUCACGCGCCAGCUCACCCCGGGCCAUGCGCAGUCGCUGGGUGCCGGUGGCGCCUCCGUGCCAGCCAACGUGGCCAUCAACAGCAACGGCGAGGAGGUCAUCACCUACAUGCCCGACAGCCAGACAGAGGCCGGCCCCGUAUGCCUCCGCCUGCUGACACAGCUCAAGGGUGUGCAGCUGGGCAAGGUCGAGGACCAGUUCAAGUGGUGCGCGGCCGUUGUGGCCGAGGAUGCCGCCAAGGCUGCAGACGAGCCCAAGGCGUCGUCUUAG